Messenger RNA from Protopterus annectens (West African lungfish), 10409 nucleotides. RefSeq names its product jade family PHD finger 2 (gene JADE2). The transcript is spliced from 12 exons. Gene Ontology annotation, biological process: regulation of transcription by RNA polymerase II. NCBI's taxonomy places the organism in Eukaryota, Metazoa, Chordata, Ceratodontiformes, Protopteridae. The coding region runs from base 1267 to 3822 and encodes 851 amino acids. The record is from RefSeq and is a predicted model, not a curated record. Gene Ontology annotation, cellular component: histone acetyltransferase complex.
GGGGAAAAACCGAGUUCAAGUGCGGUGUGCAGAAAUUACAUGUUUAACAGCUCAGAUAAAUGCUGUAUAGCACUUAUGGCAUGCCUGAAGCGACUGUAUUUUCCCUAGAUAUCCUAGCGUUACAAAACAAAGUUCUGAGUUGUAUAAACGCUGACAUAUUUAAACAUAAACAGAUCGGUUAUUACAGCCAAACAUAAGAUGCUGUCUGCAAUAUAUCCAUUACUGAUAAAACAAUUACGAUAUGCAUAGUCUUUUCAAACAAAAAUAGCUGUGAAUAACUAAAAAACAGUGAUGUUAAAACUUGUGUUAUAUAGCUUGCGGCAGUAGCCUUGCACUGUCAAGUACACCCCGUCGCGGCAGUCACAGCUAAGUUGCGGGAGAACAGUAGGAGUCACUUUCAAGUUAUCCAACUGGGUGUAAAAGUGUUAAACGACGAUUUAUUUAUUGGUUUGUUUGUGCACGCCAGGUAAGUGCAGAAGACAGGAAGAUGCUUAUCUCGAGACAAGCCAUUUCCCAAAAGAAGCCCAGCGCGUGCUUGCUUUUGGAAUAGCUAAAGGUUUUAUUACCGGGGCGAGCCAAGUAGUGCAGCAAGGAUCAGCUCCGUGUCACUGGAAGGGUAAACCCAGCUCGAUAUUUUGUUGGAUUAAAACUAUUCUGUGAAACGUCUUUGACGCAGGAGAAAUGGCAAAUUUUAAGUACGUCAUUAAUAUGGCGCCAAAAGAUUUUUAAGUAUAAGCUUAUUUUUUUAAAGGGUUGCAGUACACUGUAUACGCCUGUGCAUAGCUGAAGAACGAAAAAAAGUGUUUUGUAAGGGAGCUCCGCGAUACUGACCUGUGCCGACUUAUGUUGCGAUUUGAUCCUUUACCAUUGGAAAAAGAUCUGCAGUUGGGUUCUGGAUGCUAAAAAAUAAUUCUUGGAGGUGUUUCCUACCUGGAUGUUUUUUUGAAAAAGAAACUGAAUGGGCUGGAGUUAAAGAGGGAGCUUCUCUGCAAAGUAUACGAGUGACGGAGGAUUGCUAUAGCGGCCAUCUCCAAUGGAAGGGAAUUUACCCUGUGCACGAGCGCUAGUAGCUUUUACAUAAUAUAAAUGGUCUGGAGUUACUUUCUAGCUACUCUUCAAUGAGCUUCCGAAGUGUCAUCCUUUGGAUUUUGUUGAGCAAUGAUGCACUGGAUUGAUCUGCUGGGUUCUUGAUGUCACUCUGAUUUAUGCAUUAGCAUCCUCCAGAUUCCGGGGACAGUGCAACUCUGAGCAACAUUCCGCAGCAAGAUGGAGGAGAAGCGGAGAAAAUAUUCGACCAGCAGUGAUGACUCAGACACCACUGACAGCCAUGUAACUUCGUGGUCAAAAAGUUCCAAAACAGUGACUACAAAGAACAACUGGGCAAGACAGAAGGAGAAGAAGCCCUCUGAGGUUUUUCGUACAGAUCUCAUAACUGCAAUGAAAGUCCCAGAUUCUUGCCAGCUCAAUCAGGAUGACUACUAUAUCUUGGCAGAUCCAUGGCGGCAAGAAUGGGAGAAGGGGGUGCAGGUACCAGCCAAUGUAGAAGCAAUUCCCGAAGCUUCAGUUAGGAUUCUGGGAAAUUCUGAAGAUUAUUUGCAAGAGUCCCACCAUGAAUGCACACAGUUUAGCCGAGCCCGAAUAAGACCAUCUGAGGAAAUCAGCCGAUAUGACCUGAAUGAGAUCGAUGUUUGUUGGUUAGAGCUUGUCAACACGGAAUUCCAUGAAAUGGGUUUACCGGAGCUGGAUGAGAACACCAUGGAGAGAGUCAUUGAGGCGUUUGAGAGGAACUGUUUUGAGAAUAUGAACCUCGCCAUUGAGACAGAGGAGGGUCUCGGAAUUGAAUAUGAUGAGGAUGUUGUAUGCGAUGUUUGUCGUUCCCCAGAAGGAGAAGAUGGAAAUGAAAUGGUUUUCUGUGAUAAGUGCAAUGUCUGUGUUCAUCAGGCUUGUUAUGGGAUCCUGAAAGUGCCAACAGGCAAUUGGUUAUGUCGUACUUGUGCACUGGGUGUCCAGCCAAAAUGUUUGCUUUGCCCUAAACGAGGAGGAGCUUUGAAACCCACACGAAGUGGAACCAAAUGGGUCCAUGUUAGUUGUGCCUUAUGGAUACCAGAGGUUAGCAUUGGCUGCCCUGAGAAGAUGGAGCCUAUUACAAAGAUUUCCCACAUCCCAGCAAGCCGAUGGGCCUUGUCCUGCAGCCUCUGCAGAGAGUGCACUGGCACUUGCAUUCAGUGUUCCAUGCCUUCAUGUAUCACAGCAUUCCAUGUCACAUGUGCAUUUGACAACAACCUGGAGAUGACAACACUGUUGACAGAUAAUGACGAAGUGAGAUUUAAGUCAUACUGUCUUGAGCAUAGCAGCAAGACAAAAUCAGAUGACUCCCGACCGCAGCCUGGGGGGUCAGUAACUGCAUCUGAGGCUGACCAAAGUAAACAGGACUUGGAAAAAAUCAGCUUGAGGAAGCAAAAGCUCCAGCAGCUAGAGGAGGACUUCUCUGAACUUGUAAAACCUGCAGAGGUGGCAGAAAGACUUGAUUUGCCCGAGCUGAUUGUUGAUUUCAUCUAUCAGUACUGGAAGCUGAAGAGGAAGUCGAACUUCAACAAGCCUCUUCUCAGUUUUGACAUAGAUGAAGUGGACAACUUAGCUCAGCAAGAGCAGGACGUUCUCUACAGACGCUUAAAACUUUUCACACAUCUCCGGCAGGACCUGGAGAGGGUCAGAAAUCUUUGCUAUAUGGUGAUACGGCGAGAAAAAAUGAAACAGUCCAUCUGUAAUCUUCAGGAACAAAUUUUUCAUCUUCAACAAAAGCUCAUUGAGAACAAUCUUCAACAAGUAGACCAACCUGGAAGAAAAAUAAAGGCAAAGCAAAUGGAAACAAAGCGGAAACAAACAGACAGACAGAAAAGCAUUUCUGAGAAAAAAGAGAAAUUGAAGUCAGCAAACACAAACACAUCCUUACUUGGGCAGCUUGGUUUGCCUUCAUCAUUUCCAAUAGAUGGAACAGUGUUUAGCAGCUGGUUGGCACAGUCUGUCCAUAUUACUACUGAGGAAAUGAUGAGUCAGUGGCCUUUAAACAAUGGCCAUCAGGACGCUGCAGCUGCUUUACUUACCAAGGAGCUUUUGCAAGAUGAGACUUUUUUGCGCCUUAUAAUGGAGCAGUCCCUUAAUUCCUCAUUACAGCAAGCAGAAGAAACCAAGAAAUCUAAAAACAAAAUACGGAUGAGCAGUAGAAAAAGAACAUCUAAAAAUGGUAUAGGUGCAAUAUACAAGAGCAAUCCAGCAAACAUAAACCAAUGGACAAGUUUAAAAUGUGUUACAGACGAUGCAGUCAAAUGCAGUAAUCAUGACUGUAAAACAAACAGACAAGGGAGGGGUCUUGGCAAGUCUUCCCUUGUUCGUAAAAGGACCACUGAGGGUAAAAAGGCAGCUAAAAAGAUGCCCUCACAUCAGCAGCUUUCAAAAUCAAAAUUGUCUCACACAGCACUAGCAAUGGUUACUCCAGAAAAUCAUAGUGAGGAACGUAACUGUUUCCAGUCAAAACAGAACUCUUUAGAUAAAGUGCCUGGAUCAGCGGGUUGUCCAAAAACUGUUGUGAGGUUUAAAUUACCAGAUGAUGGUAAGGUUGGUCAGAUGUCACAUAUCAAGAAACGUGGCACAGUGGACAGACCACAUGUCAGUAAUGUGUCACAUUUUGUCGAGACUGAUGGCUACUUUUCUGAUGUGGAAAUUAGUGACUCUGACAUGGAAUCCAGUAAAGGGAGAACACAGUUAAGUUCGCUGGAUUCAGGAAAUGAAGAUAUUGUCAGGAUGGGAAUUCUGGCAUCCUAGGCUACCACUGUUUUAUAAACCAAUGACAGCAACAAGACCCAAAUCCAGAUUCAGCUGCCAUGUUUUUACUUUUUGCCUGUCAUCAUAGCUGAGUUUCUUUUUCUGAAAAUGUUAUGGAUUGGAUUAAGCACUAUUGUCUUUAUCUGCCCUUCUCUCUGAGACAGAUGUGUGGGUUAAGUAUGGGUGACGCUUCACAUUUACAGAUUUUCUGUGUUAUUGCACCUUUGUGCAUACCCAGCUGUUAACCUACAAGCAUGUGCAUUACAGAAGCUGUCUGCCUAGGAGCUAAUAAUGUGAUGUUUCACGUUCAUUUAUUUGUGUGUUACAUUUGUUUCUUUUUGUCACCAUCUGCUGUUUCUGCAAAAACUAGUUAAUGGGCAUUACUCAGUCUAAGUUCUUGUAUUGAAUCUAUAAGGACCUACAAAUGUGGACACAGCUACGGUUCUUGGAUGCAGUUUUACCUGUAAGUUAUAUAUAGUUAAGUGACAUUGAAACAGUAGAAUGAGCGGCAUUACAUUAAAAAAGCACAAUAGCUCAUAAAAGAAAGCACUUAUAGGCAUAAAAGCAAAUUUAUAUUUUUAAUUAAAUCUUAAGUUUUUGUUCGAUGUUCUGGGUUCACUUGCUUUACUGUAGGGCUUUGAAACUGUUUUGAGCAACAUAAGCAGUUUCCACACAGACAAACCUUUGACACGCCAAGUUUUUUGCAGAACUAAAACUUGUCAUUUUUUUUAGGUUAUUAGUCAGUAAGAUUAGUUUUUAAACUAUAGGUUUGCAGAUAUGGCUGUGACCUUGGUCAGCUUUAGUAAACUACCAUUUCCUUGUUAUAAAAUCCAGUUCUUCAUAUCUAAGUAACUCUAGCCUCUACUGUUAUACAUAGCAAAGAAAAGAAAACGCAAGAUGGGUAUGUAUAUACGUGCACAUAUGCACACUUGCAUGUGCACAAGCAUGCACACACACACAACACAACACAGACACGACAGAUGGACUCAGUGUGGAUGAGAGUGUAGGCAUGUGUUAAGGUUUUUCUGCCCCACAUGUGAGGGCAUUGUGACAAACAUAUCUUGUAUUGCCUGAAGCAGAAACAACAAAGACUGUUUGUUUUCCUGGCAGUUGGUAGAUCUUGCAGAGGGACUUGUGGUUUUUGUGGUACUGUAUAUGUUGACAGCCUUCCAGUUCAUAUCUGUUUCAUGAAACCUUUAGACUCUUUGAAUGGUUUUGGCAUUUUCCUCGUGAACAGCUCCUGUGGGAGUAAGCCACAUAUUUGAAGCAGUGUAACUGUAUUGACUUAAUACAUAUAGGCAUGAGUUUAAAUUAAGACCAGUCUGAGCUUUUCUCUUGCAAGCAUGAGUUGAAUCUGCGAAAGCUAAACUUACAUUCGAUCAGCUGCUUCAGUUUUAGAGGUAGGUCAGGUGUCACAGCAUACUGUAGCAUUUAACGAAGUAUUAGUCAAAAAGCAGAUGUCAGGCAUGUAACUUACUCAAGAAAAUCGCUUGCAGCAGGUCACAAGAAAUUGAAAUAUCCUUGCCACUGGUAUGACAUAGCAUCCAGUUUUAUGACAUUUUCCAUAUAAAAAUGGGUAACUGCAAAAGUUCCCUGCUGCUUUUCUCAUUGUGAUGGCUUACAUCCUGAAUGUUUGUGACAAGUGGUGUCAUGUUCUAUCAUUGACAAGGCUUUCUGCAUUUGGUCAGUUCAUGUUUCCUUUAUUUACACUUCAUGUAUUCUUCAGAAAUAUUUUUCUGAUAAGUAGCCCUCUGGCCAGAAGUUAUUCAUGCUCAUGUCCUGCAGGUUAGAUUUUAGACUAGUUUGUCUUGGUCCUUAUUGGGCUGCUUGGCCAGAACAAUUCUGAAUCCCCUGAUAAACAUAAUUUCUAAUACAGUGUAUCAGAAUUGGUAUGUUUUAAAAGUGCAUUAAAGUCACAGUCUGGCAGUUCAGCACAUAGAAUAAAGCACUUCGGUUAUAUGGGUCCUGGAAUUACAAAAAAGGAAAACAAUAAGAGUGCCCUACUUCCGACAAACGGGAAUACUCCGAGAUGCAUCAGUCUUAGGCUUUGUAAAUAUAGAUCCUUAUUUUCACACAGUCAGUCUCACCGUUCUGUGACUUGCAGUUAAAAGUCUCCGAAUUUAAAACUAUUACCUGGAUAAAUGCUGUAAACUGCUAGUGAGCUGCAUGCAACAGAGAAGGGAAUAAUUCCCUCUGUCUCUAUCUGCAAACUUUGUGAUCGUAAGCAAGUGAUGUAACUCGAGUCAGCUUGUCUUAUAUUACAAAACAGAAGAAAUUCAGACAAUCAAAGAAAAAGCUAAUUAAACUACACCAAACUUCUCAGGAUUAUUAUUUAGCAACCUUAUUGGCUAUUUUUUGUUAUCAUUACAUCUGCAUAGCUGAAUCCCAACAGUGUAGUCUUACUUUCUGAUUCUUUGGCAGAUAAUGAAUUAAUGAGUGAAUAAAUAAAUAAAUAAAUAUAGAGCAGCAUGUUUACUUUCUUCUGGGGUUGUAUAGUUCUCAGUUAUUACCUGUAGAGAUCAGAACAGGACUGCAGAUUCCAGUCAGUCUUACUCUGCCUAUGCCUGUUCUGUCGCCUUGUGCUUGAUGCAGUAGGCAUUGAGAUGUUGCAACACCUGUCAUCCCCUAUACUUGCAUCCCUUAUAGUGACCUUGUAGACCUACUUAUGUCCGCAGAUUUAAAAAGAUUAGGAUUGUAGCAAAUAGGCAGCGUGGUCCCCUCAGAAAAUCUAAACUGGCCUUCGCUGCUCGUCCUCCACAUUCUCACCAGCCAGUGCCUGAGCAACUGUCUUCCUUUAAUAGGUCUGAAUAGUCUUUGGUGAAAGUCCACUCAUUAAUCAUGUUUGUCAUAAAACCAUAAGAUGGCUCCGUGGUUUAGAGAGAUGAAGCCUGGAUAUGCCCCAGACUGCCUGAGUUUGAUUAACGACCUGGGUGUUUGAUUAACUACCUGGGUGUUUGAUUAAUGACCGACCUGGGUGUUUGAGGAAUGACCUGGGUGUUUGAGGAAUGACCUGGGUGUUUGAGGAAUGACCUGGGUGUUUGAUUAACGACCUGGGUGUUUGAGGAAUGAGCUCACUAGGGAUGAGAGAGAAAUUUUGAGGUUCCUCACCUCUUCCUUCCAGGGGAAAGUUGGGAUUCUGUGUUUCCUGGAAUGUGUAUUCUUCCAGCAUUCCAUGAUGGAGACCUGAGAUUGAUGAGGGCAUCUGCCUUCUAAUUAGUUAUAGAAGGGUAGCCUUACUCAUUGAGAUGCAUCCUCACAUUGCCUCAUUGCAUGGCGAUCACUUGGGACCUUGCAACCAUGUGUAGGGACCACUAGAUCUUGUGAGACCAAAGAAGAACUCCUUUGAUAAAGGCCAGAAAUGGCUGUGCUUUCACCCCAUAAACAAAAAAGAGAAACGAGUGGGUGAUUGUGUCCACAGUGUUGGCUUGAUCAGCAUAAGGCAUGGAAGAGACAAAAAAUUUUCAAAAAUAUAUUUUAGACUCCUAAAAAUAUUCUGCAGUUGAAGUCUGUUUGUAACAAAUCCUGUUUCCUCCCUUAACUUUAAUAUUGCUUAGUAAAAAUCUAUUUCAUUCUAUUUGAUGCCACAGUCAUCAGUGACUUUUCUGUGAUACAUCUUUAUGGUUGCAGCUGUACCAGCUACACGGGUAUCAGAUGAUGAUGUUAGGAUUUCUGUCUGGAAUAAUUAUCUUUCUAUACACAUGACAUUAUAGUGUAUUUUUUUAUUAUUUAUUCUUUUUUGCUGAAUAGUGUAUUGCUUUUACAUUUUUAUUAUUCAAACAAAACGUUUGAGAUGAAAUCUGGCUUCGUCAUAAGAUUCCAGCAGAAAUAGUGAAAGCGACCAAAGUUUAAGAACUUACCUUCAUUUUUAUUAAAGCAACCUCUUGGCUGAAUAUUUUCAGCAUUUUGUUAUCAAAUUCGUGGUAUAGGUGUUUCUUUAGACCAUGGAAUGAAAGUGGGAAUUUUUUUUUGUCAGCUUUAGACAGCUUUGUUUUUCAGCCCUCAAAUAUGUAUUGCAUUUGCUUUGUAACAUUCCAAAUUUAAUAUAAAGUGCACCUAUUUUCAUUGGUAAGCAGAUUUCUAAAAAUUGUGUUGAAAUUUUGAGCCAAAAAUGCUGAAAGGUACAGAAUUUAUAAGCUUGGAUUUAUUUAAGGUUUUGAACACUAUCUUGUGACUUAAAAUUUCAGUGUUUUGAUAACAAGUUGAUAACUAUAACUUUAUACCACAUCAUGAAGCAAAUAAUUGUGCUUAUGGGAUAGUGCCUUUUUAUAAAAUUAAUAUGCUAAAACUUUGAAAGGGAGGCAUUAAAAACUGCUAAAACAGUAAGCGUACAUUUAUUUUUGUAAUACAGCUUGCUUUUAUUUUUUCCCUUCCUCCGCAGGAACACUACUAGAUGGUUGCACUACCUGUAUUCAGUUAAUCCACAUUCAUUCCAUGGAAUGGGAGCUGGCCAUCCCUGUGCUAGGUGAAAGCCCUGUGGCCAAUUUUCUCCCAUCACAGAAGCCUUAAUAGCCCAUCUAUUCCCUCAGCAGAAAGAGUCAAGUGGUAAGAAUCAGGCCAGCUUUUAAGUCUUGUAGAGCAGAUUACCCUUCCCUUCCCACAUGUAAGCUGCUUGUGGACUCAAAAUUGCUAUCUUAUCAGAGAAAGGAAGGAUAUGUGCUACAACAUACAUUUCCUGUUUCCCUAGCUCAUUGGGAAAGUGCUUGUCCACAUAGCACAAGCCAUCGAGGCCAGGCAGCCCUAUCCUUGUAGCAGAUUAACUCAAUAACACUAGAGUUGUGCACACUGAAUGUUGUCAUUGUAGCACUGUACCUUAGGCAGUUUGUACAGUUAUGAUUCCAGUAUUUAGUAUCUUACUUAUUGAAAGUAAGCUUUUUUUUUCAUUUUGACAUAUAAGGCCAAUUUUUCUUGAUGUCUACAUUAUACCACAAAAAUGCUGUUGAAAAAUGCAUGGUUUGUAUCAUGAUGUAUCUGAAAAAAUAAUCCAUUCAGAAAAUGGUAAUAUUUGCAGUCCAGGUGUACAUUUGGAGUUGACAUGUUUGUUUACCUAUGCAAUAUGAUCCCUUAAGGGGAAGAAGAUGCUCAUUCUUAUCAAUAUUUAGAUAUAGUGAGCAGUGCUUUAACUUUGGACCCUUUUCACUUGGAAGCCAUUUCUAAGUGAGAAUAUCGUGUUUUGACCUGCUGCAAGAGAUUGUCGAGUGUGUACUUGCAAUAUAAGUUAAAAUACAGCUAUGUAGUGCCAUGAAUAAUGAGUUGUAAUUCAGUCUAUUAACCAUGAAUGAUUUACAGCUUUAUAACAUUGUGUGAAAUUACAGAUAACUGGUAUAUCCUAAAAUGUCCAACAAGAGUCCCUGAUCUUUCCCAGAUAUAGUGUUUAAAUGUGGUGUCUGCAGUAUUUCUGCAUUUAUGUAAUUAUCUACAAGAAAGAAACAUUGCACAGGUCCCUUGUAUUAAAAAGAAUUGCACUCUUAUUUUCUGUCAUGCAUUUCACUGUCUAGCUAUUUCCACACCCUUUAGAUUAUUUCAUCACCACCACUUAAAAAAAACAUUGCUCUUCAGAUUCUGUUUGCAUAGUUGAUCAUCAUCGGUCAUACUCUUGACUUUUGUUUUGUUAGUGAUUUUCUAGAUUUAUUCUAUUAAGGUCAUCAUACUUGAUUAACAUUAUAAUGUGCAGCCAAUGUACUUUUAGUUGCUGGCCCUCUAACAGCUCUUGACGAUCAGAUUAAUAUAGUGGUUGUUCUAGGAUUAGCUUUAACAUGACUUAAAGAAACAUUCCACAUGAAAUGUGUCUAACAGUUGUUCACUGGUUAAGGUGUCAGCCCCACAACUACAAGAUAUGAUGUUCAGUCCUGACCUCCUCUCACUGUUUGUGAUGCUUGCAUUUUUUUGCUCAUGUUUUCUUGGAUUCUUCUGUUUCAUCCCCUAAAAAAAUCCUGAUUGAUUGAGUGGCUACUCUAACUUUUCCAUAAUGUAAUACAUUUACCUUUAGACACGUAUUGUAGGUAAAAAGGACAAAGAAGGAGCAGUUCACUCACUUGAAUUCUUAACAAGCACACUAAAAAUACUUUCUUAUUUUUUAAGCAAAUGCAUUAGAUUACUUAUUGUGCAUAAGUGAUUCUGUAAUACAGUAUUUUUUUUUCUUUUUCCAGGAGGAAGUCAUCAAAGGAUUAGUAUAACUGACUUUAACUGUAACAUAGAGACAAAAUAAUAUAUAAUAAUCGAAAUAGCUUUCGUUCUAUUUUGGGACAUACAGUAGCCCAUUUUGUGAUAAAGCCUAAUGCAGAGAGAAGCCUUCAGAACUAUUUGAAAACUAAUAGUAACACACCAAGAUGGGGUUUUAGCAUGACCCUAACAGUAUUACUUAAAAAUAUUCUGUUUUUGAUAUUUUGUUUAAAAUAGUCUUACACCUGACAAACGUAGUGAUUUACUUAUUUCAUGAAUUACUACUUUCCGUUUGUGUGUGUGUGUGUGUGUGUGUGUGUGUGUGUGUGUGUGUGUGUGUGUGUGUGUGUGUGUGUGUGUGCGCUAACUAUUAAGGAUAAAGUUGAUUUACUCUUUCCAUACUAGGUGUGUGUGUGUGUGUGUGUGUG